This is a messenger RNA of Panonychus citri (citrus red mite), 1833 nucleotides long. Its product is annotated as basic salivary proline-rich protein 1-like. Bases 230 to 1411 code for a protein of 393 amino acids. The transcript is spliced from 3 exons. The record is from RefSeq and is a predicted model, not a curated record. NCBI's taxonomy places the organism in Eukaryota, Metazoa, Arthropoda, Arachnida, Trombidiformes, Tetranychidae.
AGCUGUGACAUUGUUCUGGUUUUCUAAUCUCUCAAUUGUUUUUGUCUGUUCACUUUUAUCUGAUUGUUUAUUUUUUCUUAAAAAGUACUAAUUAAUUAAUCACUUUUUGUUCAUCCUAUAGGAUUGAGAUUAUUUAUUUUAAAUUCGUUAUUUUAUUUAACAUUCAUCAUAACAAUUAACCUUUUUUUCCCUUCUUCUGAUCGGUCGCUGGUUACCUGGUUAAGGCAAGAUGUCGGUUGCUUUCUUACCCAAUCAACGUGCCCGUGGCCCUACAAAUCAAUCGCAAAUUCUUAAGAUGCUUGAUGAAAACUGUCAACUUAUCCAGGCCAUUGUGGAUGCUCAAAGUAAAGGAAAAUCGUCUGAAAGUAUACACUUUCAAAAUAUUCUUCAUCGUAAUUUAACCUAUUUGGCUUCAUUGGCUGAUCCUAAUCCAAAUUUACAAGCAAUCAUUCCAGCUCCACAAUCAUUUGGACAAAAUCAACCAAUAAAACAUGAAAACAUGCCACCUCAACCUUCUGAGUGUAUGCCACCACCUCCUCCACCAGCACCUCAUUCGCAAGGACCUCCAACAAGUUCAGCAACUGGUCAACCAGCCAUUCCUAAUCCAAAUACUGGUCCACCUCAACCAACUACAUCUCCACCUUCAUCCAGUGCUGGACCAAAUGUUCCACCUCAUCAGUAUGGAAACAUGAUGCCACCUCCUAGACCACCGGCAUCUACUCCUCAACCUCCUAAUUCUUAUGGUAACUAUCAAAUGCCUUCAAAUCAACAACAAUACAACCAGGGACAAUAUCCUCCAACAUCAGGCUAUUCUGGUUAUGGAAAUUACAACCAAGGACCUCCAGCAUCUCCACAAGGACCAGCUCAGGCACCAAAUUCCCCUUACCCAACUCCACCGCCCUCUCAACAAUAUGGAUCUUAUCCCAAUUAUCCUCAGCCAGGUUACACCAAUGCUCCUCCUCAGCCACCUCCCAGUCCAGCUCAAGGUUCAGGUCCCACAAACUGGUAUCCACCGACUGGCUCACAACAAACUCCUGGUUACUCUGCAGCCAAUCCAGUUCAUCCAGGUACCGCUGGACCUGGUGCUGGUCAACCUCCUGCAGCCGGUCCUCAACAAAGCUACCCUGGAUAUGGUGCUUAUAAUCAAGGUUCACAAUAUUCCCAACCAGGAUAUGGGGCCAACUAUGGUUCACCAAAUCCCGGUCCGUCCUCACCAGCAAGUGGAGGUUAUGUUUCACCAGCUCCUUCCGCAUCACCUCAAGCACCCGGAGCACAAACUCGUCCAGGGUAUCAUCAGCAAGCUGGUUAUGGUCACUUUUCGGCUCGUGGUCCUGCACCCAUGGGAGCUUAUCCAGGUUAUGAUCAAUCUUCACAAGGUUAUCCAGGUUAUGGUCCACCUCAGCCUCAAUAGAUUAAAUUUAGACAAAAGAAAAUCUAAUCCUUCCCAUUGAUCCAACAAAAAUAAAUGGCGACUAACCGACUAUUUCUGUUACCAUUUUUGGAAAUAUCUUAUCAUUAUCAUUAUCAUACUUUAAAUAUAAUUGUUUACAAAUUGCAUGUGUAAUGUGAAAACAAAAACAAAAACAAAAAACCGCACUAAACGCUAUUCAUCUUAAAUGUCUCGACGAAACAAAAACAAAACAAAAAAACAUCAGAUAAUUAAUGUAAAUUCUGAUAAAUUUAAUUUUGAUGUGUGAAUUGAUUUCAGAUAAUAUCUCAAUAAAUGAAUCCUAAAAUUUUUGACUCGUCCAUUCAAACAAAAUGAAUGACCAUUUUCUCAUGUAAAACUGAUCAAUGAUUAAAACACAAUUAAAGAUGAACAAUUAAAAUCCA